AAAAAAAAUCAAAAUCUUUUUGCAUGACUCAAGGAAAGAAUAAGAAAUUAGGAAAGAAGAAGGGAUAAAAGAAAACUAUCGACCCAUUGGCAAGAAAGGAAUGGUUUGAAUUAACAGCUCCAGUCCCCUUCAGCGCUGGUGGAUUUGGCUAUACUUGCAUCAAUAAAUCUGCAGGAACAGGUAUUUAAUUAUUAUAAAGCCUUUAGUCGUGGCCACUGAAGCCAUCAAAGGACGUGUGGUUGAAGCAUCCUUGGCUGAUCUUCAAGGACAAUCAGAUCAAAUGGCAUGGAGAAAAGUCAAAUUAAUUAUUGAUGAUGUUGAAGGCACAAGAUGCAGAACUUCUUUCUAUGGCCUUGAUUCAACAAAGGAUAAGAUCUUUGGAAUGAUUAAAAAGCGAUAAACUUUGAUUGAGGUACUUUUAAAUUCAUAAUUUUCAAUUAGACUUAAGUCGAAGCCAGAUCAUCAGAUGGAUAUAUCUUGAGAAUCUUUCUCAUUGCAUUCACCAAGAGCAUCAAAAAUCAAUAAAGAAAAACCACUUAUGCUUAAAGAAGUCAAAUCAAAGACAUCAGAAAGAAGAUUGCUGAAAUUGUCCUCAGAGAAGUCUCAAAGAAAAGCAUCACCACAUUACUUGGUUUCUUCAAUCAAGAAAUUCUUUCAAAAGAAAUCGCAAAGGCCACAAGAACUAUCUUCCCACUCUAAAACAUUACUUUAAGAAAAGUGAAGUUGGUUAAGAGACCCAAGGUUGAUGGUAAUGAUGUCUCCCUAAAUUGUUAGCUCAAAAAUUGAGAGAAUUCUACGAAGAUGCCAACAGAAACAAAGCUCAAGUCAGAAGACACGGUCAAGCUGAAGACUAAAGCGCUUUAAAUCUUAUCAAAUAAGGACAAAUCGACAAGGAAGUCACCUAAUAACCAUAAGAAUGAUGAAUUUAUUACAGUAUAAACAAAAUAGUACAUAUAUUAAUAUAAGGGAG
Molecule: messenger RNA, 970 nt
Organism: Paramecium octaurelia
Lineage: Eukaryota; Ciliophora; Oligohymenophorea; Peniculida; Parameciidae
Source: the annotation of a GenBank genome assembly